This is a messenger RNA of Sparassis crispa, 6159 nucleotides long. RefSeq lists its product as hypothetical. Gene Ontology annotation, biological process: maturation of LSU-rRNA from tricistronic rRNA transcript (SSU-rRNA, 5.8S rRNA, LSU-rRNA); maturation of 5.8S rRNA from tricistronic rRNA transcript (SSU-rRNA, 5.8S rRNA, LSU-rRNA). NCBI's taxonomy places the organism in Eukaryota, Fungi, Basidiomycota, Agaricomycetes, Polyporales, Sparassidaceae. Gene Ontology annotation, cellular component: nucleolus. The record is from RefSeq and is a predicted model, not a curated record. The coding region runs from base 1 to 6159 and encodes 2052 amino acids. The transcript is spliced from 17 exons.
AUGCCGUCUCGCGAAACUUUCGGUCGAAAGCAAUAUGCAUCUUCAAAAGGGAGCUUCAAAUUCGCCAACUCGAGCGACAUAAGGGGAUCUCUGGCCAGCCAAAAUGAGAGCGCUCUGAUCGAAGCCCUAACUGCUCUCCGCAAUCAACUGACCAUAAGGGAAUGCGAGACUCGAGUUUCUGCAGACGACGAGCGUCUGAUACUUGCUAAGUCCUGGCUGGAUGGCUCUCCCGGGGCACAGGAUAUAUUCGACAUCUGGGAAGGGUCCAAUUCGAGGCAACACACACUUCUGGCUCUCGUAGUAGCUGUCUUAUCUUCUUUGGUCGCGCUCCUCUCCUCGCACUACACCUAUCAUGUUCUUGCCUACCCCAUCAUGAGAACACUUCUAUCACCUCAAUGUACCCAAAGGCUCAACUCAUAUCUUGGCGGCUCACACACUGAACUGUUGCUGGUCACUCUGAAGUUGUUCAAUAGCAUGUCCGAUUUCGCUGGUGGAAGGGAACGAAGAGCCGUGUUAGAUUCGUUCGCCUGGGAGACGAAAUCGCUCCCUAAGCUCUUACACAUGCGGCGCAAGGGAAAGAUCAAGGACAACGUCGACAUCCUGGUCCGACCAGAUAUCCGAACGCUUUACAUCCUUUUCAUACUCUCGUUUGUAGAUACCUCGUCAUCUACUGCGGUGAAAGCAGCAUUCAUUGAACAGCGCCGCGAUAUAUUGUCGUCCAUCUUCAAAGGAUUAUCUCAAGAUCCGUACUCGCUUGUCAGGAGAGUACUGGAGAUUUGUUGGACAGGUAUCUGGUCGGAUGCAAAAAUUAGGCGGACGCUGAAGAUUGGUCUAUUCAGCGAGGCUGUGCUCGCGCAACUUGUCAGGCUUUAUGAACGUCUUGCCCCAGAAAAUGGAGAAUCCGAUCACGUACCGGCAGACAUAGCCCAUCAUUUCCUGCUGGCGAUCUGCACUCGCCCUGGCGUUGGUCUCUGCUUUCAAGACCGAGGUUGGUACCCUCGUGAGUCGGACCUCGAUGAUAGCGCGCCUCUUGAAACUGGUGACGAGGCGAGGCUGGGUCACAAGAGUAGCAAAAUAUACAACAAGGUCCUGGCCAAUGUUCUGAAAGUACUGAAAGUCAAUGAAGAUCCUCGUCAACAAGAGUUGGCUCUCAAGGUUCUUGCCGCCUGUCCUGAGCUGGUUGCAGGCUAUUGGUCUUCGGCUGCGUUAGCGUUGGAGCCACGCAUUUCCUCGAAGUGGAUCACCAACAUCGCCUUCUUCGGAUCUGUCGUCUCCUUACCUGUGCCUCACUCGACGUUCCUGAACGACGACGGCCAGCUAUAUCGCCCGGUUCCUCCACCUCUAGGCGCUAUCAUCGAGAACAUUGUGCCUUCGGGUAACAUGAAGGUCCAUCUUUCUCGUGGGUUGCAGUCACCCUCUGCGCUUGUCCGGCAUUGUAGUGCCCUGGCUCUCGCGAAGUGUCUGGUUAAAUUUCAGGCUGUGUUAGAUGUAUUCUCUGCUAUAGAGGCUGCAUUGGAGGAAGAUUCGGAGGGACAGUGGUAUGAGCGACGCACAGAGGUCGAAAGAGAGAUCCGUAAGAGAAUCCCCGAUUUCCAGGUUAUUGUCGGUUUCUCCCAGAGGUUAGGUGACUCUUCGUCUUUCGCAUCUAGUUCUGCUGGGAAUCACUCGUCAACGAUCGGCUCCAGUGUGUCUCAUUCACCCAAGAGGUCGCUGUUGCUGGAGAGCGCCCAGAGAUUGCUGUGGCUAUAUCAUAGGUCCUUGCCAUCCCUUGUCGCAGAAGCUCGGUUUGACGUUGGAAAGCUUCUUCAAGCGUUCCAAGAUGACGUCUCUGGUUCCCACUCCAGUGCGUGUAGGGGCUUUGACACUCUUCGGCGGCUGCACGUCUUAAGGCUCUUACGAGAGAGUGAACAAUUUACAUGGUCCUCCAAAACAGGCUCGCAUUCUCACCUUUACACUCUCCUUCGGAUCUAUGUCUCUACGCAGAAGUCUGUCAUCAAAAAGGCCCUGGCAUUUUUAUUCCGUCAAGUGUUUUCUUACAGCGUGAUCUUCCAGCACGAUCCAGACGAGAUCACGCUUUGGUUGGACGCCCUCCCUAGGACGAGACGUUCGCAGGGUGCGACGACGCUGGACGGAGUACCACUGACAGACGAAGGCGACGGCGUCGCAUUGUUUCUGGACGCUUGUGCCCAGCAGUGUUCGUCAAACCCCUAUCAGUAUCUCGAGGAUUUACAGACGUUAUCAGCCCCGCACGCACAAAAUCAGGAUGACUCUUCUACAUUCAACGCCCAGGAAUCCAGCAAGUAUCCCAGCCCUUUGCUCAUAACUGUUCUCGAACAGUUCGGGCUGAAGCUGAGAGCCAAGGCGUUGUCCCCGUCGGACGCGUUGACCAUUAUGUCUUUCCUCAGGAAGCUUGUGAUUCGGCUGGCAAGCAAGUCUUCCACUCUGUGUUUCCUGGAACGGUUUGUGGUAAACGUGGAAGAUGUUACCGGCUUCCUAUUCCAAGAACCUUUGUCAAUGUCUCCGAUCAUUUUAGCUGCGAUUCGGCGCGAAGCUUGUCUUCUUAGAAGUGGAUUGUCGCAGCUCCGCCAUUUCUCGGCAUCGAUAGCCCCGGCCCCUACCCCAGCGGUACAGGAGUUUCUAGCGCGGGUAGAGCACCUGUCAAACCCUAUAUCUCCCGAGGAGCAGGAGACAUCUGCGUACGAGUUAGUGGACUGGUUACGCUUAGCGGACUUUCCGAUGCACUCUUCAGAAGUUGCACGACUGAUCGCUGCAGUUGAACGGUUCCACAAGGGAGCCCUUAGAGAAUUAUUCGAAUAUUUGGAGCCAAAUCAGCAAUCAUUGUGGUCAAGCGUGAGCGUUGCGGACCAUUUCGUUGCUUGGCGCGAUCAGUUGUCCUUCAGAAUACUGAUCUUGCAUUGUGAUGACGGCACUCUCGCCGAUCCUGGUUGUCGUCAGAUUAUGGUAGAAUCGCUUUCCGGAGAUUCUCUGGAGAUAGCUGAUGUCAAGAGAGCUACCUGUCUUGUGAACCACAGGAUGCUUGCGUCGAGGGAUGACGACCCCGUUGUGCAGAAUCUCCUAUUACUUCUGCAAUCGAUGAUGGAAUAUUCUCGAGCAAACCUCACUUCUGAAGACUUCACGGGCUUGGUACAAACCUACUUCACCUCUGAGGCUUUCAGAGAAUAUUGCAGCAAGCCUGCUACAGUUGCGAUCCGACAAAGUAUUAGCAAUCUACUAGAUAUUUCCUUAGAUUCUUCUAAGGACGAUGACAGGCUCGUCGUCAGAGAGAUAGCCGGUCUUUGGUCCUUGACUGUAAAGGACGCCUCGCAGGAUACGACAAGCGACAAGAUGGCUACCGCACUCUUGUGGACCAGAUAUCUGGAUUCUGACGAGAUCCUGGCGUUAUUCGAUUCUCUGAGCGAUGCUGUGGAUAUUACCCCUGAUCGCAUUACUGUCAUUGAACACCUACUUCAAGCUGUCUCACCAAUACUCUCUGCCAAUCCUGGCGCUGCCAAGUCCCGUCUACGUCGGCUCAUCCGUCUACGAGAUCUUUUACCGCAUUCUACGACACUUGAAGCUGUGCUUGCUACGGUUUCUCACGGAAGUCUGCCACUUUGCUACGAUAGUCGUCCGGUAUUGCAUAGCAACGAGAGCACGAAUACCCUCUCCCACUUUGUUGCCCAAGCUCAAGCGCGAUGGUUACAACGCUUAGAUUCUGAUGACGGUCAUAUCCAGGUUGACAACUUCCUGAUGAUGGACAACAUUACAGAUGCCGCGGUCGAGAUCGUGACCAGUGUCAUUUACCGACGCCGAACUGCAAAGACGGCGACUCUCCGGUGGCUUCAUGUUGCUGCGUCUGGUAGAUGCUCUCCACUCCAUCUCGAUCGCAUCAUCCUUGCCUUGUGCGAUUCCACGGAGCACUCCGAUAUUCUCAACCAAGCGGAGAUCCCGACCUUGGCGUCUCACCUUCAGUACUUAGUUCGAACCAUUGCAGAGCGCACAAAUACGACAGGUCACAUAGAAACAUGCUCCACUUGCGCUGCAUGCAUCACCUCAAUGGUGAAGCAGUGGCCGUCGCUACUUCUAGAACUCCUGGCUGCGUUGCGCAAGGCGUGCGAACUACCAGUAUCGGACAAAUCUUAUUCCUACUUCCUCAUGAUAGGCAGACAGCUUCUCAAUCUUCCAGGCCGUGAAGUCGCGAACGUUGUCGAUGUUCUUGUUGAUUAUGGCCUAGUCCGGGCUGUUCACUAUUUCUCUUCUAAUGCGACAGGAUCAGAUGAAGCCGCCGAAGCGCUGGUCGACCUCGCGGUUUUGACGGAGUUUUCAUCGAGCGUCAAGGCCCAUCUUGCAGAGCCCGUGUUGGCAGCCGUCAUCCAGCAUUGUAUGUCAAAUAAGGAAGCAUUGCGCUUUGCGCGAUUAUUGGUCGAAAUUGCUCCGAUGAAGCCCGUCACAGUCAACCGAAUUCUCCAAAGCAUUGUCCAGCACCCCCAGUUGUAUACUUCGUGUGUGGUCUCAACCGACGAUGCAUCCCCUCGGACCGCUGUCAUCGACUUGUUAUCAGUCCUUUUCCAUCUUCACCCAUUGAACACGUGUCAGCCCACCCACGUCGAGCCUUUACGCCGCAUCUACGGUGGUACCCUAUCAGAGUCAGACACGAAGUUGCUCUCUAUCUUUAGGCUGUUCGAGAAGACGCGGAAAUUCUCAAUUUCUGCUCUCCUCAGCAGUUGGUCUUCAUCUCCGGAUAUUGUCCCAGUUAACGCGCUCGAGGCCGUCCAGAGCCUCGAUCCCAACCGAGUUUUCAAAACAUGUCUCUCGUUUCCGGACCGCCGGCGUCUCUUUGAUGACACUGCUGAAGGCAGCGAUGCAGACAAUCUCUUGUAUGAUCCUGUUUUUGUCGUCUUGUUAUUCGCGCAGGUGAUGGCGGAAGGACCGCCCACUUCGGCUUUGUCAUGGAUGCAACUGUUCAGAACAAAUGUCGUGAGUUUGUUGGUUCGCACCUUGUCCGCCGAAGACAAUCACCUGCGGGAUGUUGCCAUGGCUCAACUUGCUGCACUGUUCAAGUGCCUGCAGGACGCUGACGUGCAGGAGAAGCCACACGUUGAUCACAUCCUCAAUAUGCUCAAGGAUCUGGUUUCUAAACCGUCUGGUGACAACGUUCCUCGUAUCCCGGCGUACACCACGCUGCUUCUCGCGCAUUCUCUCCGUGCGAUCUUCUAUCCCUCAAAUUUCAUCUACCCGCUUACGGCGCGAUUCCUCCUUCAACGCCCUGAACUGGAUGCUCACGACGUACCUAUGCUUUUCGGGAUGAUCUACAGCUCGUCGGACCAGUGGAAGAAGGAACGCGGAUGGAUCUUGAGAUUCCUCAGUGAUGGGAUGGUGGGCUCAGAAGAGUGGAAGGUGCUGAAGCGGAGACACACCUGGGAUCUGUUGGCCAGUCUUUUCCAAAGCGAAGAGAGGGACUCGAAUUUAAGGCGAGGCGUUCUCGAGGUGCUUGCUAAUAUCACCUGCAAUGCCCGUGCGACGACGUCGUUGGUGUUGAAGGGCUCGCUACUCUCGUGGAUCGAGCUGCAGCUGAGAUCAACGAGGCCCAGUGAAGGUAUCGCCUGGAUACGAAUUCUGGAGAACGUUGUCUGCGUGGUGAAUCACCAGAUAAUUGAGGCGUCCACAUACGGCGAGUGGCGGUCUAUCUUGAGCAGAUGCGCGCUCAUGGUGCUGGAGAGUUCAUCACACACCGAAGGCGUCUUUCCGGCCGCGAUACCUCUCUUGCUUAGACUCAGUCUACUUCCCGGUCCGCCCAGUUCUCACAUCCGUCUCUUAAUCGCUCGAUGUCUCUCGUGGAUCAAGGCCAUCGAGAGUGAAGUCGAAUUUCCUCCAUCCGGACGCCUGACCAGAUCUCUCAGUCACGCUGAGCACGCUCAGGUGCCGUCGGCACCACAUUACUCCCGAGGUCUCUUUGAGAAGCCUGUCUGCUCUUCAUUGCGAAUUUGGGGAGAUGCUGUGGAGACGCUGUGGCGGGUGUCGAUGACCCUGGAGGAAAAGACUGGAGAAUGGGAUGAACUCACUUGCCGCUUGUUGAUUUGGCGGUCCAUGGCGGGUGAAGGAAGCUCGGUGGGAGAGUGGGCAAGGCGAGAAGUGUUGCGAAAUUUGGAGAGCCCGUCGUAA